GCCAUGACAUGGGGUUGUCUUUAAAUCAAGACAAGACAAGACAAGACAAGACAAGAAAAAAAUAAUAUAAAAUAGGAUGCUAGUAAUAUCUCAGAUUACUGGGACCACAGUAAAGACUGAACUGCUUACGAACAGCUAGCAGAGAUUGUAUAAAUAAAAAGAAUUAUGGAGCAAUUCCAUGAUAUAAAUAAUGCCUGCAGAGCGUGUUUAAGUGUGGGUAAAGCGAAUGAACCAAUUUUUCGAGGUGAAAAUGAAGGAAUAAAGGAGGGAGCAAUUGAAUAUUGGAGGAUAUUGAAGAUCCAUGGAGGCAUUGAGGUGUCUGAAACCGAUGGAUUUCCUCAAAGAAUUUGUUCCAAGUGCCUUCUGAAACUACACGUAGCUCAUAGUCUGUGGGAACAGUGUCAGAAGGCUGAUCAGAAGCUCAGGGAAUACCUUAGUAGCUCUCUGAAUAAAAAAGUACACGCUGAAUCUCCUCUCUGCACUGAUAAGCAACCGAAGUCUUUCACAGCAGAAGCACCCGAAAAUUCUUCUAUUAAACUUGGAAAUAUUCCUCCAUCUGCGGAGCCUUCCGCGAAAAAAUCUCCACAUGUAUCUAAAAAACCUCAGUAUGUCUCUCCCUCUCCUGUUUCAGAACCUCUGGAACCUCUCCAGCCCUCUCCACGAAAACAGCACAAGUGCUCGGACUGUAGCAAAAUAUUUCCCACGGAAUUGAAACUCCAGAGGCACCAGAGGACCCACGAGGAGAAGAAUGUCCCUAAGAAGUCUGAUUUCAAGAGAUUCCUCUGUCACAUCUGCAGCAAGACAUUCAGGCAGAAGACAGGGCUAACGUUCCAUAUGAGAACACACACUGGGGACAAGCCCUACGUCUGCAAUUUCUGCAAUCGAGGAUUCGCGUCCAGGUCCAACUGCAUUAACCAUGAGAGAACCCACACGGGCGUGAGGCCCUUCGUGUGUCAUUUCUGUUCUGCUGCAUUCGCUAAGUCCUGCACUCUUAAAGCGCACAUCACGACGCACACUGGUGAAGCUAAUUACCACUGUAAAACCUGUGGCAAGAGCUUCAAGAGACUCAAGUACCUCAAAGAGCACCGGUUCACUCAUACUGGAGAAAAACCGUAUGUUUGUAAAACCUGUGGAACCGGGUACAGUCACUCUGGGAGUCUCUUUGUUCAUGAGAAAAAAUGCAAGAUUCAAGUCCGAAAUUAUCACUGUGAGGGGGAGGGCCCCUGGUAAGAUCCCAGGAAAUGAAAUAUGAGAUUGUUAGAUUAUUGAAGAAUUAUUGAAGAUAAUGUAUUAAACGCUUGAAGUUUCUGUGAUAAACAGCUUCCGAGGAGACAGGC
Molecule: messenger RNA, 1337 nt
Organism: Fopius arisanus
Lineage: Eukaryota; Metazoa; Arthropoda; Insecta; Hymenoptera; Braconidae
Product: endothelial zinc finger protein induced by tumor necrosis factor alpha
Exons: 3
Coding region: 166-1230 (354 amino acids)
Biological process (GO): regulation of transcription by RNA polymerase II
Cellular component (GO): nucleus
Molecular function (GO): DNA-binding transcription factor activity, RNA polymerase II-specific; zinc ion binding
Source: RefSeq, a predicted model, not a curated record